Molecule: messenger RNA, 4221 nt
Organism: Dictyostelium discoideum AX4
Lineage: Eukaryota; Evosea; Eumycetozoa; Dictyosteliales; Dictyosteliaceae
Exons: 8
Coding region: 1-4221 (1406 amino acids)
Source: RefSeq, a predicted model, not a curated record
AUGGAUGAUUUUAAAAAUCUAUUGAUUUUUUUAAUUUUUUUGUUUUUUAGAUUAAAUAAUGGACAAAUAACACCCUUAACUCCAACAAAUUCAAUUACCAUUACUCCUUUAAAUGAUUUUAGAUUUUCACAAUUCCCAAUAAUUUCAAGUUUAGGAGAGUGUUCAACCAUUACUGGCAAAUUUUUGGUUGUUGAUGAUAAUGCCAAUAAUGAGAUAACCAAAAUUUCAAUAAUUCAAGAUAAAAUUGGUUCUCAAUCAUUAACAAAAGAAGGAAAUCAUUAUUUAUUUUCAUUUUGGCUUUCUUUAAAUUUCACUGUUUCACCACUCCAAAUGAAUAUCACAAUAUCUUCAAAUUCAACCUCUGAUGUAGUUUAUAGUUACACGCAAUCUUGUGUUGAAUUGGAAAAUCCAAUAACUAUUUUAGCAGAAAGUGUUUUUAUAACAAAGUUUAAAUUAAAAAAUUAUUCAAAUGGUUCAACAUUAUUAGUAUUUAAUAAUGGUUUUGGCUCUUUUACUGCAUUAGAUGAUGGUACCUAUUUAAUUGUAUGGGAUGGAAAAUAUGUUUCAAGUAAAACAAACCUGUAUGAUGAUUGGAGUUUUGAUAUUUUAUUUUAUAAAAAAAAUAAAACAUUCACAGUUCCAUCAUAUUUUAGUUUUGAUAAACAACUAUAUGCCCCAACAUAUAAUAAAACAUAUUAUCCUAAUGAUAUUAUGGAUAUUGGUUCAAAUUAUACAGAAUUUGGACAGGACUAUCCUCCAGUUUUAACAAAUAAUGUAAAAACUAAUAUUCCACAUCCAUUUUCAGGUGUAUCAGAUUUAAGUUAUUUUUAUUUGCAAAAACCUUUAAAAGGCAAGAUAGGUAAUAUGACAUAUUUAAAUUUACUCCUUUGCUCAACUAAAUAUAAUUCCGGUGAUCCAUUGAAUUUUGUUUAUUAUGAUCAAUACCAAAAUCAAACUUCUAAAACUCCAUUUGUCACAAAGAUAUACAAAUUCAAUGUUCAAAACUUGGGUAACAUAAUGCUUUCAAAUACAACAUCAAAAUCACCAAUAAUUGAAUUAUUUACAGUAUCAUUUAAAAAUGUAGUUGAUUAUAAAUUUACAAUUUAUCAAUAUACUUAUGACUAUAAAAAAUUUUUUAAGACUUGGCCGUAUGGUUUCAUCAAAGGUUCAAAUUCGGAUUACACACACAAAACUUCAAUUCAAUCAAAUAUGAAAAGAUUAUCAUCUUACAUAACAACAAAUUACACUAUUCAAACAUUUUCUCAGUCUGAUGGAGCUACAAUUGCUGUACCAAAAAGCACAAUACCAGGUUUAAAAGCUCCAACCGUUGUAUCAUAUAGAUUUUAUGAAACAUAUACAGGGUUUUUUAUUUUAUCGGUUGAUUUUUUGUCAGAAAAUGGUCUUGAAAACGCUUAUUCUUCUUCUUUAGACAUAAACCCGGGGCUAUUAAAUUUAGUUAGUGGAUCAAUUUAUAAUGGUACUUUGGAUUUUAUUUUUGCAAUUAAUGAAAGUCCAAAAGUUACUCUAAACGAUAUUUAUGAUAAUACUUUUUUUUUAAAUGAAUUUGACCUCUUAUCAAUUAACCCACUUUCUCAAUUUAAAUAUCCACAUCAGCUUUAUUAUAAUUUUAAUAUUUCAAAUUUUUAUAAUAUUAGUUUUUCAGCCAAUAAUUUAAACCUUGAAAAAGAUAAUUACAUUACAGUGUAUUUAUGUAAUAAAGAUCUACCAACUGAUACCACUUUUAUUUUUUAUAAUGUCGACGAUUCAAGUUAUACAGCACCACAACUUAUUUCAAAAACCCCAUCAACGUCAUUGAUUUAUAAUUCAACAUUGGGUUGUUUCACUUCAAGAUUAAUUAUUCAAAAGAAUUCUAUUUUCUUUGAAGUUUUAGGAAUAUUUUAUUCAGGUCAAUUAUCAUUUUUUUAUUCUUCUAUGUUACCAAAAUCUUCAAGGUUAUUUAUUAAAAAAUCAGAACUUGAUGCUCAAGGUCCAAUUUUUAGUUUUAUUAAAAAGAUUAAUGAUAAAGUUGAUGUUAGUUCAAAUUCCGUAAUUGUUGGUUGGAAUUUUACAAUCUCUGAUGAAGGUAAUGGAUUUAGCCAUGGUUAUAUAAAGAUAAUGGGAUCAGUAGAUAGUUCAACAUAUCAUUACAACUUUACUAUUGAUGAUAUUGUAGAAGGUGAUAAGUUUAAUGGUAUAUACCAAUUUGUAAUUAGUGUUUCAACACCUUGUGUUUCUCAAGAAUAUUCAAUAACCAAUGUAGAAUUAUAUGACACUAAUAAUGUUAUUUCAAUUUUUGAAUUAUAUACAUCAAAAACUUUUUCUGCAUAUUAUUCCAAUCCUUUCAUUAAUUUCUAUCAAAGUGGUAUUGAUAUUACCAAAGUAUCAUUCACUUGUACACCAUCAAUAUUAGAUACAACCGAUCCGAUAUUAAAAUCAUUCACAGUUUCAAAAGAUUCAAUUGAUGUUGGUUCAAAUGAUAGAUCAAUAAUUUUUAAUUUUGAAAUUGAAACAAAUUCAACAGGUACAGGUUUAAAAAUUGAUCAACUUCCAAUUGUUUAUAUUCUUUCCAAAAAAAUGAAACUACUUGAAUGCAAAUCAACUUUAUUAUCAAACAAUGUCACAAAUUAUAUUUAUAAAUGCCAGAUUGAAUUACCAGUUUCUUUUGGACACCCAUAUCCAAUUUCUUAUUCACUCUAUGGAAUUGUUAAUAAUGGUGGUAAUUUCAAUGGUUUUACAACAGAGGAUUUGAAACUUAAUGGUUUUCCAUAUUAUUCGAAUACAACAUUUUCUACAGAUAUACCAGUGGUUAUGUCAAAUCAUGUUAUUUAUUCAGAUAUUGGAGGUGACUUAUUUUUACGAGGCAGAGGUUUUUCAAAUUCAAAAAAUGUGGAAAUCACCUAUAGUCAAGUUGGAUUAACAUCUCAAAAUUUAGUUCCUACAAUUAUUAGUCAUUCUAUAAUUAAAGUAACUGGUAUUAAGCCAACAUCAGAAUCAAUAUUGGUUAAAGUUGAAACUGAAAAUUAUUUUUCCAAUUCAUAUACAGUUUAUCCAAUAUUUUUUAAUGAAACAAUUCCAGAACCACCAGAGACACCAACUCCAACACAAACACAAACACAAACACAAACACCAACACCAACACAAAUACCAACAGCAUCACCAUUACCUACAAAUCCACCACAAGAAUGCAAGGGCUCAUGCGGAGGCAUUAAUAAAGGAUAUUGUUCACCAACUGGAUGUAUUUGUUAUUCACCAUGGGUUGGAGAAACAUGCUCAUCUCAAGUUAUUAUUGUACCACCACCAAAACCAGAUACAGGUUUCCCAACCACACAAUUCCCAGAUAGUAUUAAUUCAAACUCUAAUAGUAGUGCAAGUGAUAGUGGAAACACAUCAGAAGAAAAUAAUAGACCAAUUACAUUUAAUUCACUAAUUUCAAUUGUAUCAUUAAGAGAAAUCGAUUAUAAAGGUGAAGUUGUUGUUGAACAUAAAUUUGAAAAAUGGUACUUUACACCAAUUACAGAAUUAAAAAGUCAAUAUAUUACAACCAUUAAUAAUAAUAAUACAAAUGUUACUGCCACUUUAGAAUGGUUUAAUAAAAGUACAACCAUUCAAUUUGCAAAUGAGAAUUUAGAAAUGAAUCCAUCAACUAUUAAAUACUCUAUAGAAAUAUCCCAGUAUAAUUUUAAACAAAAUUUAAACAAUCUUCAAUUAAUAAUGUUUGCUUCAUUUGAUGCUUCAGAUCCACCAAAAGAUAUUUGUUCUUCAAAACAAUUUGGUAAUACAUCGACUGGUGAUAAUUCAAAUUAUAUAAAGAUUCAAAUUGAUAAUCAUUCACUAUAUGGUAGAUUCAUAAAAAGAGCAAUAAUCGAUGAUAAAGUUUACUCAAUUGAAAAUCAAUUAUUAGAUUCUUCUUUAAAUUCAAUUUCAAAUUCAUCUUCUGUACAAUCAUAUAUUGGUAUUACUAUACCAUUUUAUAAGAAUUAUGUAGUUGUUGAUCCUGAUUUUAGUGUUUUAGUUGAUAGUAAUUCAGUAAGUUCUUCUUCUACUAAUUCCAUGUGUAAUUCUUCUUCAUCUGGUCUAUCAAAAUCCCAAUUGAUCGGAAUUAUUAUUGGUUCAUCUUGUUUUGCUAUUGCAAUUGUCGUUGGUCUUAUUUACCUUGCAAGAAAACGUCAUGUACAAAAAUUAUUUCUUGAAAAAUAUUCAAGCAGAAUGAAGAGUAAAUAA